Molecule: messenger RNA, 1605 nt
Organism: Salarias fasciatus (jewelled blenny)
Lineage: Eukaryota; Metazoa; Chordata; Actinopteri; Blenniiformes; Blenniidae
Gene: prss16
Product: serine protease 16
Exons: 13
Coding region: 1-1605 (534 amino acids)
Biological process (GO): proteolysis
Cellular component (GO): endosome; lysosome
Molecular function (GO): dipeptidyl-peptidase activity; serine-type exopeptidase activity
Source: RefSeq, a predicted model, not a curated record
AUGCUUUUCUCACCAGCGCUCUGUCUCGUCUCUCUGCUCCUCUUCACCUUCGUUGAACCAGGUAAGACGAUGCAAAUUCUUUUGCUUCUUUCUCUGGUAGGAUGUAUUCUGAGUUCGAUAAAGGAGCGCGUGCGAGACGCCCGGCUGCAGAAAAGCAAGCAGGAUGUCCAGAAGCUUCUGGCUUCAGGUCAUCAACCUUCCAGACAUGUGAAGGAAGCCUGGAUCCGCCAGCCGCUGGAUCACUUCAACCGACAGGACACCAAAACCUUCGCUCAGAAGUUCUUUGUGAACGAGGCUCACUGGCGGCGUCCCGAUGGACCAGUGUUUCUCUACAUCGGAGGAGAAGGGCCCCUCUUUGACUUGGAAGUUAUGGCAGGUCACCAUGUUGACGUGGCGGAGCAGCAUGGCGCUCUGUUAGUGGCUCUGGAGCAUCGUUUCUAUGGCGACAGCAUCAACCCCGAUGGCCUCAAAACAGAGAACCUGGCAGACCUGAGCAGCCAGCAAGCGCUUGCAGACUUGGCUGUUUUUCACCAAUACAUCAGUCAGAGCUUCAACCUGAGUCACAGGAACACAUGGAUCAGCUUCGGGGGCUCGUACUCUGGAGCUCUGUCCGCCUGGUUCAGAGGAAAGUUUCCCAAUCUGGUGUUUGGAGCUGUGGCCUCCUCUGCUCCAGUCAAGGCUAAGCUGGACUUCUCUGAAUACAACAAGGUUGUUGGUUUGAGUCUGCUGAAGGAGGCAGUUGGCGGUUCGGAGAAGUGUCUGGCCGAAGUACGAGAAGCGUUUUCUGCUGUGGAGGCGGCUCUGAUGGCCGGUAACACCAGCCGGGUGGCCGUAGACUUUAACUGCUGUCAGAUCCCAACAGAUCCUGACAAUCAGGUUGAACUGAUGCAAAACUUGGCUGACAUUGUGAUGGGAACCGUCCAGUACAAUGAAGAAGGGGUGUUAAUGUCUAUCAGGGAGCUCUGUGAAGUGAUGACCAACAGGAAGGAGCCAUAUGAGGAAGAAGAAGGAGCUUACAACCGUCUUGUUAAACUUGCCGAGGUCUACCUUUCCUCCAGUGAGGAGCAAUGUCUGGACAUCUCCCAUGAGAAAACAGUCAGGAAUCUAAUGGACACUACCCUUCACUCUCGGAGGAGGGCAGAGAGGCAGUGGACCUACCAGACCUGCACUGAGUUUGGCUUCUAUCAGACCUGUGAGGAUGCCGCUUGUCCAUUCUCUGGGAUGAUAACCCUGCAGGCUCAGAUUCAGCUCUGUGCUGCGGUGUUUGCUAUUUCCCAGCAUUCCCUGCCUUCGCGCAUUGCUUUCACAAAUUCCUACUACGGAGGCCGCGACCCUCACACGCACAGGGUGCUUUAUGUCAACGGUGGAGUUGACCCGUGGAAGGAGCUCUCUGUGCUCGGUGACAGAGAAGAAGCUGAGACGGUCUUCAUAGAGGACUCUGCUCACUGCGCUGACAUGCUGAGCCGGAGAGACGCAGAGCGCCUCUCCAUCAGGAAAGCCCGACAGGAGAUUGAGAAGCAUGUGGCCGGCUGGCUGGAGACGGCCGCCCAGGAGAGGAGACAGGAGGAGAAGAGAGUGGUCCGAUCGGAUCACAUUAAAGCUUGA